Molecule: messenger RNA, 1485 nt
Organism: Bipolaris zeicola 26-R-13
Lineage: Eukaryota; Fungi; Ascomycota; Dothideomycetes; Pleosporales; Pleosporaceae
Exons: 1
Coding region: 1-1485 (494 amino acids)
Cellular component (GO): mitochondrion
Molecular function (GO): alcohol dehydrogenase (NAD+) activity; metal ion binding
Source: RefSeq, a predicted model, not a curated record
AUGCCAAUGUCACCGGCGAUCCGCAUUGCUCCUUCGCGUGCAGUAAGGGCUCUCAAUCUCCUUCGAACCGUACAAUACACGCAUCCCCCAUCAUGCCCUUGCCAUUCGAACCCCAAUUACCAUCAAUCGCCGUCUACUGUCCAGCAAGCACGCCGACAUCUCGCCACACCGCUAGAUCAUUCGCAACAAAAGGAAUAUGCAUUUGAGAUGGCAGCAUCUAGCAUCCGCUUUGGGCCAGGAUGUACAAAGGAAGUCGGUAUGGACUUUAAGAACAUGGGCAGCAAGCGCGUCAUGGUCGUCACGGACCAAACUGUAAGAAAGCUGGAUGCGAUGAAGCAGGUCGUCGAAGGACUUGAACGCGAAGGAGUAACAUAUGAAAUCUUCGACAAGGUCAGAGUGGAACCAAAGGAUCACAGCAUAAGGGAGGCCAUUGAUUUUGCGAAGCCAUGGAGGCCGGACGCCUUCCUCGCUGUUGGUGGAGGUAGUGUGAUCGACACUGCCAAGCUGAUGAAUCUCUACACCACCUUUCCCGAAGCAGACUUCUUGGACUUUGUCAACGCACCAUUGGGCAAGGGAUUACCUAUUCCUUCAAAGCUCUUCCCCCUCAUCGCAGUCCCUACAACUGCAGGAACUGGUUCUGAGACUACUGGUACCGCAAUCUUCGACCUGGUCUCCAAGCGGGCAAAGACUGGCAUCGCACAUCGCAACCUGAAGCCCACUCUUGGAAUAGUAGAUCCGAUAAACACACGCACCAUGCCCUCAGCUGUCCAUGCGUCUUCGGGUCUUGAUGUCCUCUGUCACUCUCUGGAAUCCUGGACCGCGAUACCAUACUACGAGCGCACUCCCCGACCUACCAACCCCAUCAACCGACCCGCAUACCAAGGCGCGAAUCCCAUUUCCGACAUAUUUUCUCUCAAGGCUCUGAGAGAUACUGUCAAAUAUCUGCCCCGUGCCGUCAAAGACCCCGAAGACCAUGAGGCCCAGUCACAAAUGCUCUUAGCUGCAACCCUUGCUGGUGUUGGUUUCGGUAAUGCAGGUGUUCAUCUCUGCCACGGGAUGUCAUACCCUAUUUCAGGCCAGAACCCAGGGUACAAGCACGCUGGCUACGAGGUUGACCACACCAUCAUUCCGCACGGAGUUAGUGUCGCAGUAACAGCACCGGCAGUAUUCAAGUUUACCGCCGCAUCGAACCCAGAGCGCCACUUGGCCGCAGCCGAAGCCUUUGGCGUAGACAUUUCAAAUGUCAAGGCAGAGAGUGCUGGAGAGGUAUUGAGUGAAGCAUUGGCAGAGUUCUUGAUUAAGCUCGGCGACCAACCCCGAGGAUUGAAGGCACUUGGUUUUGGUUCAGAGCAUUUGGAUCAGCUGGUCGAAGGCACAAUUCCCCAGGCAAGAGUAUUGAUGUUGGCGCCAACUCUGGAGACCCAGAAUGUGGAUGCGGAGAGGGAGCAAUUGCGGGGUCUGUUUGAAGAGGCGAUGGAAUACUAA